This is a messenger RNA of Aquila chrysaetos chrysaetos, 1154 nucleotides long. It is a transcript of the gene MDK, whose product is annotated as midkine. The transcript is spliced from 5 exons. Bases 133 to 564 code for a protein of 143 amino acids. Lineage: Eukaryota; Metazoa; Chordata; Aves; Accipitriformes; Accipitridae. The record is from RefSeq and is a predicted model, not a curated record. Gene Ontology annotation, molecular function: growth factor activity.
UUGGGUUAAAAAACCACCUUUUUUGCUGCCAGCCGAGCCCGACGUCAGGGGCCGCUGUGGGUUUACGCGGGGGCUCCGCACGCGGCCGCCACACAAAGGCAGCAGCUCCGCACCGCGCACCGCUCCGCAGGCAUGAUGCAGGUCCGGGGCCUCCUCCUCCUCCUGGCGCUGAUCCUGCUGGCCGCCACUGCCGAGGCCGGCAAGAACAAGAAAGAGAAGGCGAAGAAGGACGGCUCCGAGUGCGAGGACUGGCGCUGGGGACCCUGCGUCCCCAACAGCAAGGACUGCGGCCUGGGCUACCGUGAGGGAACUUGCAAAGAUGAGAGUAAGAAGCUCAAGUGCAAGAUCCCCUGCAACUGGAAGAAGAAGUUUGGAGCCGACUGCAAGUACAAAUUUGAGAGCUGGGGGGGGUGUAGCGCUCAGACGGGCGUGAAAACCCGCUCUGGCAUCCUGAAGAAAGCCCUGUACAAUGCCCAGUGUGAGGAGAUCGUCUAUGUGACCAAGCCGUGCUCUUCCAAGAUCAAGUCAAAGUCCAAAGCAAAGAAGGGCAAGGGGAAGGACUAGAGCGGGAAGCCAGCAUCCUCAUCGGCCCCUCGACACGGUGCCUACGGGGCUGGACGCCCAGCUGCAGCCGGCCCGCGCUCCAGUCUUCCUCCUCCUUUCCUCCUUCUUUUCCAUGACCUCCUCUUUCACUGAGAUGCCUUGUUUUAAUCGCUAGUGUUGUAGAGAGCAAACCCACCCGCCCCGCAGGAGGGGCUGCCCACCCCAGCCCCCCGCCGCCACUGCCAGUGCAUCCCGCUCACCUCCUCUGGGCUGGUGUCGGGGUUCGCUGGGACGCGCCUGGAGAGCUGGGAUGGGAACACACAUUUUUCCAUCCUCCGGCACAAAUGAGUUGCCUUUAGUGCAUCCUUUGACAAGCCCGGGAGCCUCCUAGCUCCUCCGCCAGGUACCGGUGCCGGAGGGAAGGGCUGGGUGUUGAAUGCCGGAGUAACCCCAUCGCUCGUGCCCCUUACUCACGUGAGGACUGAUCUCAGCUCGGGAGGCUUCUUCCAGCAUCCCUUCGGCCAGGGCACGACUUCGCUGCAGCAGCUGGGGGGAAAACAAAGCCACCGCCCCCAGGAACCGCCGCGUCCCCUCUCCUCCAUCACUUCUAA